AAUCUCGUCUUAUCUGUCAUUAUCAUUAGUAAUAAAGAUAAUUUGUACAUUUCUUAAUAUUUUUCUUUUAUAAUACAAUGAGUGAAAAUAAAAAAGAAUAUUUAAAUGUUUAUUUGAGUCCAGUACCAGUUGGACUUGAACAAGAAUUUCAUACUUUAUUAACACCUGAAGCAAUACAAUUUUUAAUUGAUCUUAACCUUCAUUUUCGAAAUAAAAUUGAAGAUUUAUACCUUACAAGAUUAGAAAGAAAGUUUAUUCAAAAGAAAACUCAUAGAAUACCAAAAUUUCUUAAGUCUGAUUAUAUUAAAGAUGAUUGGAAAGUAGCACCAGUCAAUCAUAGACUUCAAAAUCGACAUUUAGAUGUUGGAGAUGUUAGUCCGUGUAAUUAUACACGAUUUAUUUCAUCUUUAAAUAAAAAUGUUCAAGGAAUUCAGGUUGAUUUUGAUGAUGGCCAUUGCCCAACAUGGAGAAAUCAAAUAAUUGGACUCUAUAAUAUUUAUCGAGUUGUUCAUAAUAAGAUUUUAAAUAUUCCUAAAAUAUCAGAUGCACCAAUACUCAUGUUCCGUCCAAGAGCUUGGAACAUGAUAGAACACAAUAUGAGUAUUAAUGGCAGAGAAAUUCCUGGGUCUUUGUUUGAUUUUGGUUUAUUAAUAUUUCAUAAUGGGUAUAUUCUUUCUCAGUGUGAUUCUGGACCAUUUUUCUAUUUAUCCAAAUUAGAAGGAGCAGCAGAAGCAAAACUCUGGAAUGAAAUUUUUAUAUGGAGUCAAUUAAGAUUACGUAUACCUUAUGGAACAAUAAAAGCAUGUGUCCUUAUUGAAAAUAUUUUAUCUGUAUUUGAAAUGGACCAAAUUUUAUAUGAAUUGAAAGAUCAUUCAUUAGGUUUAAAUUGUGGUAUUUGGGAUUAUGCUGCAUCAAUUAUUUCUAAAUUUGGUGAUGAUUUAUCUUUUGUACUUCCAGAUAGAAAUAAAUAUGUAAAUAUGAACAGACCCUUUUUGAAAAAAUAUAUGGACUUAGUAAUUAAAAUCUGUCAUAAUAGGAAUACAUUUGCUACAGGAGGAAUGAUAGCUAAACUUUUACCAUCUAAACAAUCUAAAGAUUUUGAUAAGGUUCUACAAAAUAUAAUUGAAGAUAAACUGAUAGAAAUACAAGCAGGAGUGGAUGGAUUUCUAAUAUAUGAUUUAGGGUUAAUUGAAUUCAUUACUAAUCUUUGGGAAAAGUAUGGAGGAUCCUUUCCAAGUCAAAUUAAUUAUUCUGGAACAUCUAAUAUAAUAACAGAAACUGAUUUAUUAAUAUUGCCAACAGGAGGAGUAACUGAAAAAGGAUUAAAACAUAAUAUUUCAGUUACAAUACUCUUUAUAUAUCAUUGGUUAUGUGGUGAAGGUGUAUUUAAAUUUAAAGAAACUAUUGAAGAUUCUGCAACAGCUGAAAUUUCUAGAGCACAAAUUUGGCAAUGGAUUAGACAUGCUGCUUCGAUUGAAAAUAAAAAUUAUGUUGUUACAAGAAAUUUAGUUUUUACUGAAGCUUCCAGCAUUUUAAAAUGCUUAACAAAAAAUUAUGGAAAUAAUAACUCUGCAAGAGUAAAACUUGCUAUUGCAUUUAAUAUAUUCUUAGAAGUUGUAAAUUGUAGAAAUUUCCCAGAGUUUCUUACAACAUACUUAAAUGAUGAGUGUAUUUUGAGAAAAGUACAAACUAAUUUGUAAAUUUUUUUAAUAUCUAAUAAAAUGAUCAUUAAUAA
Ceratosolen solmsi marchali is the source of this 1735-nucleotide messenger RNA. RefSeq names its product malate synthase-like. The transcript has 2 exons. Gene Ontology annotation, cellular component: cytoplasm. The coding region runs from base 78 to 1700 and encodes 540 amino acids. The record is from RefSeq and is a predicted model, not a curated record. Lineage: Eukaryota; Metazoa; Arthropoda; Insecta; Hymenoptera; Agaonidae. Gene Ontology annotation, molecular function: malate synthase activity. Gene Ontology annotation, biological process: glyoxylate cycle.